CGAGUUGCCCGCUCGCCCUCUUCCCUCGCCCGCCGGACAUGGACCCGCGCAAAGUGAGCGAGCUGCAGGCCUUCGUGAAGCUCUGCAAGCAGGAGCCGGGCCUCCUCCACGCCCCGGACCUGCGCUUCCUCCGAGAAUGGGUCGAGAGCAUGGGUGGCACGAUACCGCCCGCUCCUCCUCGGUUUUCAUCGGGAGAAAAAGUCAAGGAGGAGAAAAAGCCGGAGGAACAAGUUAAAGAAGAAGAGCCACAGAGUGAGGAAAGUGACCUAGAAAUUGAUAAUGAGGGCGUGAUUGAACCAGACACCGAUGAUCCCCAAGAAAUGGGCGAUGAAAAUGCAGAGGUGACAGAUGAGAUGAUGGAUCAGGCCAAUGAAAAGAAGGGCGCAGCCAUUGAUGCCUUAAAUGCUGGGGAACUUCAGAAAGCCAUUGACUUAUUCACAGACGCCAUCAAGCUGAAUCCUCGGCUGGCCAUUUUGUACGCCAAGAGAGCAAGUGUCUUUGUGAAACUGCAGAGACCCAACGCUGCCAUCAGAGACUGUGACCGGGCAAUAGACAUAAACCCUGAUUCAGCACAGCCCUACAAGUGGAGAGGGAAAGCUCACAGACUCCUAGGCCACUGGGAGGAAGCAGCUCAUGACCUUGCCAUGGCUUGUAAACUGGACUAUGACGAAGAUGCCAGUACCAUGUUGAAAGAAGUUCAGCCGAGGGCCCAAAAGAUUGCUGAACACCGGAGGAAAUAUGAGCGAAAACGUGAGGAGCGAGAAGUCAAAGAGAGGCUAGAACGAGUGAAGAAGGCCAGGGAGGAACAUGAGAGAGCCCAGAGGGAGGAAGAAGCCCGGAGACAGGCAGGAGCUCAGUUUGGCAGUUUCCCAGGUGGCUUCCCUGGAGGAAUGCCUGGCGGCAUGCCUGGAAUGGCAGGAGGCAUGCCAGGAAUGGCAGGAAUGCCCGGGCUGAAUGAAAUUCUUAGUGACCCAGAAGUUCUCGCAGCCAUGCAGGAUCCCGAAGUUAUGGUGGCUUUCCAGGAUGUGGCCCAGAACCCGGCAAACAUGUCAAAAUAUCAGAACAACCCCAAGGUCAUGAAUCUGAUCAGCAAAUUGUCAGCCAAAUUUGGAGGUCAACCAUAAUUCCCUUUUUAAUUGUCUUUAUGGAAGGAAAAAAAAUACCCAGAUCACUUAAUGGACAUCGCAAUAACACCAACCAAUGUACCUCUGACCUUCUCAUGAAGAAAGCUGGGGUCUGAAGACAAUCCCUACCCCCCCUCCUUCCAAUGCAACAGAAAUUUUGGUUUUUCCAUUUGUGUAUUCAAAUAACGUUUUCCUACAAGGAAGCACAAAUUCAGGCUAUUCUCAUUAAAGGGUAUGGUAGCAUUUUUAAAAGCUCCGAAUAUGAACAGCUUGAAGCAUCUAGUUCGCUCUGUAGACUUUUCUGCAUUAAAACGAUCAUUCUGGCUUUUGUCAUUAGCUGAAUUGUGGAAUGAGGAAGAAACUGGGAUAUUUUUUGAAACCAGCCAAAAAAGGAAAAAUUUGUCUAGUUAAAAAUAUUGCUCCCUUUUCUUAAAGUUUGAAGUGGGUGGUUUGCCAGUUGGGCUGUUGAAUUUGUCUUGAAACGUUAAAGGGGCCCCCCCAAAUCAAGAGCGCUUGAUUUUGCUGGCAAAACCUAGUGGGACCAUCAGAGUUAAUAGUAACUAUGGCAACUGGAACGAUUGACAAGGGCUCCAGCAGUUUUAUUGAGUUUAAAGUACCACAGUUACUGCAUCAGACAGUUGGGAUUAAAGCUGGGAGCCACCAAACCCACGUGUGUGCUUGCACCUCAAUGCCAGGCAUGGUGAUUGCAAAUGCUACAGUGGGGUUGAAUUCUCACUGGGUAAUCCUGGCACUAUUUUGGUCUGGCAUAAUGCUUUGUGUUGUCUCUGUGAGGAGAAAGGAGGGUCCUUUCCUUUUGGCAUCGUGCUCAUUUCCUCUUCCGGCCGCCGCCAUCUGGUUCCACAUCGAUUUGGUGGCUUUUCUGUAUCAUUUGUGCUUUGUGACGAGUGAAGGAAAGCCUUUUCUUGUUGCCGUCACCAACACUGCUAUUUUCUGUAACCUCAAUUAUGCAAGCAAACUGAAUACAGGGGUUAAUGUUCCACGCAACACAAGCUCUUAAUAGGUUUCUGAUUUAGCCAAGGGAUUUUCAUUUACGUGCAAAAGAAUCCUGAUUUUAAGUUUCCUGAAUCUCCUUGUAAACCAAGGAGACUCGUUUGGGGCUGGGAAUUCCCCAGUCUUCCAUCCAUACAUUAAUUGAUUUAAACGUUAUUUUAAAAAAUGAUGAACUCAUCUUUACAUUUUGGGAGAGGAGGGCAUGAGGAGUGGAUUAAUAUAUGCAUAUGUAUGUAUAUGCAGAGAUAAAGCAUGCUUUUUCAACCUUUUAUAAGUAUAGCAUGUGUUCAAGUGCAUUGUGUUCUUUAACUCUGAGGACUGGCUGCAUCUGACUUCUGUAUUUAGCUUAACUAAGCGUUAGCUCCUACUUAAACAACUGAAAGCUUGUCACAAAUGGAUCUUGGUAAACCUUUGUUUCUUUGGAAAAUGCUAUGUUGUGGGAUCUUAAUCUUACGUUAGGUAAAAUUCGUGUCAUUUAAACAUAGAAUUCAUUCUCUGUGUGUUUUAAGAAUUCAACAUCACACAAAUCAAAAAUGCUUUUUCUUUUCCUAAAGUCCCUAAAAAGUGGCGGAAAAUGUGAAAGGGUUUGUUUUUUUUUUGCUAAAAAAUAUAUAGUUAUCAAAUAUUUCUAGAUGCCUUUAAAAAUAAAGUCUGGUUUUCAAUUUGGAAUUUAGGAUUGUCCCUUCUUAACUGGAUUGGUCUUUUUGGAUUUUAGUUCAGGGAUAUAAAAUUCAGGAUUUAACAGUAAUUUUCAAGAUUUUUUUUUUUCCAUGACUCAGAAUUUAAAAAAAGCUUUUUGAGUGGCUCCAAGUUUCUGCGGAUACAAGAUGACACAAACAUACAGGCUUUAACUUGAAAAGAUAUUAAACUGAUGUUACCUGGAAAAAAAAAUUCCAGGAGGUAAACACACUUGGCAUUUUUGUCUUAAUCCUGGGGGCAACCUGGUGUUUGAAAAACCUGGAUUUUAAAAGACGUAUGUGUUGGGGUUUAAAUGGAAUUAAAAGUUAAACACUAAAAUUUUCCUGCUAAUAUAUUUUCAAGGAACUC
Messenger RNA from Tachyglossus aculeatus (Australian echidna), 3182 nucleotides. RefSeq names its product ST13 Hsp70 interacting protein (gene ST13). Bases 39 to 1124 code for a protein of 361 amino acids. NCBI's taxonomy places the organism in Eukaryota, Metazoa, Chordata, Mammalia, Monotremata, Tachyglossidae. Gene Ontology annotation, molecular function: protein dimerization activity; Hsp70 protein binding. The transcript has 12 exons. The record is from RefSeq and is a predicted model, not a curated record.